Polyodon spathula (Mississippi paddlefish) is the source of this 3259-nucleotide messenger RNA. Its product is annotated as high affinity cationic amino acid transporter 1-like. The transcript is spliced from 12 exons. Gene Ontology annotation, biological process: transmembrane transport; amino acid transport. NCBI's taxonomy places the organism in Eukaryota, Metazoa, Chordata, Actinopteri, Acipenseriformes, Polyodontidae. The record is from RefSeq and is a predicted model, not a curated record. Gene Ontology annotation, cellular component: plasma membrane. Gene Ontology annotation, molecular function: amino acid transmembrane transporter activity. The coding region runs from base 229 to 2205 and encodes 658 amino acids.
AACAGCACACACCCUACACGUUAAAUGCCUGAAGAAAGCGGACACCUUCCGUUGCAUCUGCCAGGACGAGAAAACUCGAGAAUCUGAGAAAUGCCAAUUAUUGCUGUAAAGAAUUAUUCCUGUUGUCGAUAUCACUUAAUAGCAAUCUGAAUAGGCUUUCUAUUUCUCCAUCUAAACUGACAACGACUCUACUACUCGGUUUAUAAAGGGAAUUCUGACAUUGGCAACAUGGUCUGUAAAUCGCUUCUCAGUUUUGGGAAACAGCUCCUUCGUAUCAAAGUGGUAGACUUCAAUGAUGAGGGGAGCCGCCUGUCCAGAUGCCUGAACACAUUUGAUCUCAUCGCCCUUGGGGUUGGCAGCACCCUGGGAGCAGGUGUCUAUGUCCUAGCUGGAGCCGUGGCCAGAGAGAAUGCAGGGCCUGCCAUCGUCCUGUGCUUUCUGAUUGCUGCCCUGGCCUCAGUCCUAGCCGGCCUCUGCUAUGCAGAGUUUGGAGCUAGAGUACCAAAGACUGGGUCUGCCUACCUCUACAGCUACGUGACUGUCGGAGAACUCUGGGCUUUCAUCACUGGCUGGAAUCUGAUUCUGUCCUAUGUGAUAGGUACAUCGAGUGUAGCUCGGGCGUGGAGUGCUACCUUUGAUGAGCUCAUCGGCAAACACAUCGAACACUUCUGCCGGGUAUACAUGCCAAUGAAGGCCCCUGGAAUCUUAGCAGACUACCCUGAUAUAUUUUCUGUAGUCAUUAUCCUUGUUUUAACAGGGCUUUUAGCUUUCGGUGUGAAAGAGUCUGCCUUGGUGAAUAAAGUCUUCACCUGCAUCAAUAUCCUGGUACUGCUUUUUGUGGUUGUGUCCGGGCUAGUGAAGGGAACUAUAAAGAACUGGCAGUUGACUGAAGAGGAAGUGAUCAAUGGAACCAACAUUUCACCUUUUAAUGUUACAGAGGAAGAGUCUAAGGCGUGGAAGUAUGGAGCUGGGGGGUUCAUGCCCUUUGGCUUUUCAGGAGUCCUCUCGGGGGCAGCCACCUGCUUUUAUGCCUUUGUGGGAUUUGACUGCAUUGCUACCACAGGAGAAGAAGUAAAGAAUCCCCAGAGAGCCAUUCCGAUUGGGAUUGUGGCCUCCCUCCUGAUCUGCUUUGUUGCUUACUUUGGUGUAUCGGCUGCCCUGACAUUAAUGAUGCCCUACUACAUGCUAGAUAAGAACAGCCCCUUGCCUGUUGCCUUCAAGUAUGUGGGCUGGGAAGGAGCCACAUACGCAGUGGCUGUUGGUUCACUGUGUGCCCUUUCAACCAGUCUUCUUGGUGCCAUGUUCCCAAUGCCUAGAGUGAUUUGGGCUAUGGCAGAGGAUGGGUUGCUCUUCAGAUUUUUGGCUAAAGUCAGCCAAAGAACCAAAACACCCUUAACUGCUACAUUAACUUCAGGGGCGGCUGCAGCUAUCAUGGCGUUCCUCUUUGACCUGAAGGAUCUGGUGGAUCUCAUGUCUAUCGGCACUCUGCUUGCCUACACGCUGGUAGCAGCCUGUGUUUUAGUGCUUAGAUACCAGCCUGAUCAACCCAGUGUGGCAUACCAAAUGGCAAACACAACAGAUGAGAGUGAACUGAACGAAUCUGUGAGCAACAGUGAUUCCCAACUUGGGUUUCUACCUGAGGAAGAUGAGAAAUGUACUCUGAAGACCUUGCUGUUUCCCCAGAACCCUAAUCCUAGCAGACUGUCAGGGUUUGCAGUUAACAUCUGUGCCAGUGUCCUUGGAGUCCUUAUCUUUACUUUCUGCCUCAUAACUGUCCUUGGAGGAGAAACCACAUGGUCUAUAGUGUGUCUUGUAUUGCUUGCUUUCUCAAGUGCUGGCGUCACUGCUUUAAUCUGGAGACAACCAGAAAACAAAGCCAAGCUGUCCUUCAAGGUUCCAUUGCUGCCUUUCGUCCCAGUAUUCAGCAUGUUCGUAAAUGUAUACCUCAUGGUGCAGUUGGGCAAGGGCACAUGGAUAAGAUUUGCUAUUUGGAUGGUACUCGGCUUCUUUAUCUACUUUGGCUAUGGAAUCAGACAUAGCACAGAGGCUGUGUUGGCUCAAUCAGGCACAGAGGUCACUAGGAAUGGAUACAAACAAACCCAAGUAUUCAGUGGUGACACGAUGGCACCCGAAAAGGAAGCAUUUCUGGAUGAUGAAGAAUCAGAUGCAAGAAAUCCAUGGAAAGCGGAGGAAGGUGACCCCUAAAGAUAGAGACAACGUCUCGGACACCUCCAAGCCGGCCUCUGCUUUAGCUGAUUUUGACGUUGAAGAAGACAACGGGAACACAGGAAAAUAAAUAUUGCUAGCCAAUCCUGACUGACAACAAUGGGGAGAAAUCAGUUGGCAAAUGCUGUAUUGUUUGCAAACCUCUGUGUGCCAAUGGCUCUUUCAGUGCUGCUAUACUUUAGUGGAUAUGAUCCUGAACUUAAUUGACUUACAGCCUAUACAGCUUUUGGCCAGUGCUGUUACAAAAACCUGUUCCUUUUUGUUUGACUAGAAGAGCACUUAAGAAUAUCUCAUUUUUCUAUACUAAUCCACUGAGGCCUUCCAAAGGAAGCUCCAAUGUUAAAUAACAAGGGCUAAACUUGUGUGGAGCAGCUGUUUUUUUUUUUAAUUUUAUGUUGGCUGUAUUGUUCAGUUUGUUAUGAGCACGAAUAACGUAUCUAAUGUAGUUUUGUUGUAACUGAUUGAAUUGGUGGUUAAUAGCGGUCUGGUAGGUUUGUUUCAUAAAAUAUUAUUGCAGCUGUAAGGCUGAAUUAGAGGGCUGACAGGGUUCACUUUUCAAAGUGAGGGUCUGGGCCCCUGCCAACAUUUUGGUAGACAGUUAUUUACAGGUAAGUGGAUGGUAAAUGUGUUUUGUAAGUUUAUUCACAGUUACUAAUGUAACAUUUGUAUUUCAGUGGGAAUUAAAACGAUUCACACUGCAUACAUGAUAUUGUACAAAUACAAGCCAUAUAAUAAGUUUAACUUAAUAGUAAAGAAUCACUAGCAACAUAUUAUAAACACAGAAACAUCAAACAAACUAAGACAAGUACAUUUGUAAUCAUAUUAUCUAACUUCACUAUAAUGAACCCUUCUUAGAAUGAACCCCCUUUUUAACAAUCCAAGCAGUAAGAACUUUUUUUUUUCAAUUAGAAGGAUCUUUUACAAAAUCUACCCGGAUAAAACGAUCUCGGUAGUGAAUGACACUGAACUUUCUCCAGUGUGAAUGUGUUAUUCUGUCAGUGAAAACAAAGACUGUAAUGCUGAUUCAUAGAUA